This is a messenger RNA of Effrenium voratum, 186 nucleotides long. NCBI's taxonomy places the organism in Eukaryota, Dinophyceae, Suessiales, Symbiodiniaceae. The record is from the annotation of a GenBank genome assembly.
AUGGCGGUACACGAUGUCUUAGUUGAGGUGGCCUCGGUCAAGUUGUCACCCGGCACGUAUGGUUCCGACGGAGCCAGGCAUCCCUCCUUUGCCUUUGGCAUCGCACGGACCGCAGUGUUGUCGCCGGCCAACUUCCAUGCAGCACCAGCUGUUUGCCGAGAAUGGGCCGCUGAGCACGCAAGCUAG